CCUCACACAAGGCUUUGUUUGGCGCCGGUGUGUGGGGAACAAAUGAAAAAAUAACACAACUCUGACAAAUAGAAAUCUCCUUCUUGCUUGGCUUCUUAUCUUUCAGUUUUGCCGUGGAAACGAGAAGAGGAAUGGGAGGCUCACGGCUGCUGCUCACAGGAAUAAUGGUCAUCGCAGCUUGCUCUCAAUAUCUCUGUGCAUCAAGCAGUUGCAGUGAAGAGAUGGCUGGUUUGCGCGAAAAGGAGACACUUCUGAAGGGCCAGCUUCAGAGACAAGAGGUCCUCCUACACAAACUGCAACUACAGAGCCAACCGAGCAAAGAAGUCACAGCUGGACCUGACCAGAGCCAGAACAACGAGUCCACAGACUGCUCUGAGAUCUUCAGUUCUGGCUCAAAAUCAAGUGAUUUCUACACAAUCAAACCCCUUGGCAGCCCUCACCCAGUCAGAGUGUACUGUGAUAUGAGUGAUGGAGGUGGGUGGAUCGUCCUUCAGAGACGGAUCGAUGGGACGGAGAGGUUUAACAGGUCGUGGGUAGAGUAUAAAGAUGGUUUUGGAGACAUGGCAGCUGAGUUUUGGCUCGGAAAUGACAACCUGCAUUACAUCACCACACAAGGGAACUUUUCUCUGAGGAUUAAUCUGGAAGACUUUGGUGGUUACCAGGGCUAUGCGGAGUACAAGAACAUCAAAGUGGCAAAUGAAAAGGAUCAUUACCGACUGACCUUUGGAACCUAUGUAGGUACAGUUGGAGAUGCUCUGUCUGGAAGAUAUCAGGUUGGUGUGACAGAGUGGGCCAGUCAUCAGGGCGUCCAAUUCAGCACCUACGAUCAGGACAAUGACAACUACAAAGGAAACUGCGCGCAGGAAGACAAAGGAGGCUGGUGGUUCAACAAGUGUCACUCAGCCCAUCUUAAUGGCAUGUACUAUCCCAAUGGGUUUUACAAUGGGUUGACGGAUGAUGGUGUGGUUUGGUACCCUUGGAGAGGAUGGUGGUACUCCCUGAAGACAAGCGUCAUGAAGCUGCGACCUACCAACCACAAAAUUGAUCCCAUCAAUGACUCCAACGCUGUUCCUCACAGACCAUCUUCCUAGAGCGGUCAAACCAGUCUUAGAUUCACUAUUUUGAUCUGAAACCGUUGGGCAAAAGCAUCCCCAUAAUAUUUUACCAUAGAUCUAGAUGCAGUGUGAUAAUCGAUGUCCAACUUACUGCGCGGACUGCUUUUACGUGUGAUACAUUUACCUACUAAAUGAUGUACGUCUAGGUUUACAAUGUACUACAUUUAAUAGGCUUGUAAACAUAAAAAUAAGUUGUAAGUUGUUUUAUAAACCUAAUCAGAAGUCAGCCAGCUAUUAUACUUUACCUGCAUUUUGGUCAUUGCCAAAAUAAGUCUUUAAAUCGGUUCAUCUUAAUGACAUUUUAGGAUCCACUUAAAAAAAUCAGUGACAGCUUUGUGAAAAUGUGUAAUUCAUAAUUUUCAGCAUCACACACUACAUGCAGAAAAACAUACACUCAUGUCUGAUGGUCACAGAGAUUCACAACCCAGUAUCUUUACAUCUUUUAAAUCAUGUUUCAAAUUCUAAAAAUACACUAAAAUAGAAUUCUAAUUUCUCAUAAUUCCUUCCUGGGGCAUUAGAUUGAGUAAAGGUGUAGUAAAGUAGUAGAAACUAAGUAGAGUAAAUGUAAGCAAGAUUAACCAACCAUUAAAUCACCCACCUUUCUGAGGCUGAAUGAAAUGGUACACUUUUAAAAUAUAAUGGAAAAAAAAGUCUUUAGCAGCUUGUCCAACAAUGUACUUGCAAAAUGACUUGUGAAACCUUUUGCCUUGUUUAGAUACAUGAGUUUGAGGAAGUUACUUACUACACGUAGCACGUAGCUUAGUGUUAUGGUUGAGAAAAGAGAAAUCUGAUGUUAGCAUGUGUGUGCCAGACACAACAGGAAUGACUAGACUAAGGAAGCUCUUGUAUCAAAACAAUGUCUGUAACAUGAAUGCAAUAAAAAAGGUGCAUGAU
Messenger RNA from Pungitius pungitius (ninespine stickleback), 2009 nucleotides. Its product is annotated as fibrinogen-like protein 1. The record is from RefSeq and is a predicted model, not a curated record. The transcript is spliced from 7 exons. Lineage: Eukaryota; Metazoa; Chordata; Actinopteri; Perciformes; Gasterosteidae. Bases 132 to 1091 code for a protein of 319 amino acids. Gene Ontology annotation, biological process: blood coagulation.